UUCAAAGCCGUAUCCGAUCUGAUCUGCCUGCAUGUCACCGAGAUCCGAUCGAACUCUCGGUGAACCAAACCUCCAUACGCUUGGACUCGAUAGCUAGAUUUAGUCUAUACAUAUACAUCAAUAACGAAUCAAGUCGGAAGAGCUUAUCUCAAAUGAUCGCGGUUUCUGUGAAACCCUUAUUCGUUGCAAUCUUCACGCUUUCUCUCGUUCUUGCCAUCAUUCUCCUCUCUCCUUCCAAUCCACUCUCUCAAGACUUAGUUUCUUCCAAUUCACUCGUGGGUAAGGUGGAUAUAUGGAAUGUUCGGAGAAUGGUGGAAUGGAGGCCUUGCAAAUGGUGGCUUCAGGGGAAUCCCACUCCUCUCCCAAUGGAAAGUAAUGGUUAUAUACGUGUGGAUUGCUAUGGUGGACUCAAUCAGAUGAGAAGAGAUUUGUGUGAUGGUGUUGGAGUGGCGCGUCUUUUGAAUGCGACAUUAGUUUUGCCAAAAUUUCAAGUGGCAGCAUAUUGGAAUGAAUCAAGUGGGUUUGCAGAUGUAUUUGAUGUUGAUUACUUCAUUCAACAGUUGAAUGGCUUCGUAAAAGUUGUCAAAGAAUUGCCUUCAGAAAUUGCAUCAAAAGAACCGUUUCAUGUUGACUGUAGCAAACGCAAAGGCCAGUUUGACUACGUUGAAAGUGUGCUUCCAUCCCUAAUCGAACAUCGUUUCAUUUCACUAACACCACAAGUGGUUCAAAGGAGAGACAGGUACCCCAAAUAUGCAAAAGCUGCACUUUGUCAAGCUUGUUACAGUGCAUUACGCCUCACUAAAUCCUUGGAGAAGAAAGGCUCUGAGCUUCAUCAAGCUAUACCCAAACCCUUUCUCUCACUUCACCUUCGGUUUGAACCUGACAUGGUAGCGUACAGCCAGUGUGAGUAUGCUGGCCUUUCUCCUGCCUCCAUGGAAGCUAUUGAAGCUGCACGAGGAGAUGAUAGAAAACCAUGGACUGGUGAGUUAGCCCGCAUAUGGAGAAAACGAGGGAAAUGUCCUCUUACCCCUAAUGAGACAGCCCUAACACUUCAGGCACUUUCUAUCCCUACAAACACACAUAUAUAUCUUGCCGCAGGGGAUGGCAUAAUGGAAAUUGAAGGACUAACUUCAGUUUACUCAAAUGUAGUCACCAAAGCUGCCCUACUUAGUAAUGAGGAUUUCACUACCAUGCAUGGUAACACAAAAGCUGCCUUGGAUUAUUACGUAUCUAUUAACAGCGAUUCAUACGUGGCAACUUAUUUUGGGAACAUGGAUAAGAUGGUUGCGGCUAUGCGAGCUUUCAAGGGGUUGAAUAAAACUCUUUUUUUAAGCAGAAAAGCUUUUGCAGAGCUUACUUUUCAGGGUUUGAAAGGAGAGGAGUUGAUGCAGGCAUUGUGGGAGGCUCACAAAGAAGAUUUUGAAAGAGGAAGAGGUUCUGCCUUGCCCGACUGCUUCUGCGAAUUCAAAUUGUAACUACAAAAUAUCCAUGAGUGAUCUUUCUUGAUAUUUUAUUUUAUUUUUGUUAGUUUUAUAGGCCAUUCUAAGGUUUCAGAGA
This is a messenger RNA of Tripterygium wilfordii, 1557 nucleotides long. Its product is annotated as O-fucosyltransferase 13. Gene Ontology annotation, cellular component: cytoplasm. NCBI's taxonomy places the organism in Eukaryota, Viridiplantae, Streptophyta, Magnoliopsida, Celastrales, Celastraceae. The transcript has 6 exons. Bases 153 to 1475 code for a protein of 440 amino acids. The record is from RefSeq and is a predicted model, not a curated record.